UGGGUAUAAGUUGCUUGCAAAUAUCGCUUGGGAUAAAGUCGACUAUGUGCUCAUACCGAUUAAUGUAGGCCAGAAACAUCAUUGGGUGCUGGCUGUUUUAUCUAUACAAAGCAGGUGUCUUUAUGUCUAUGAUUCACUCCCGGGAGGUGCAGCGCACACUCGUGCGGUUAGAGAAAUUGUUCAAAAACUGGCAAAAAUGAUACCACUCUUCUUUAACAGUACUGGAUUUUAUGGCAAAAGGGAUGAUGUAGACUGGAAGAAUAACAUAGAAUACAUUGAGAAGGGUGUUUCUGAUCCUUUGGAUUAUGUCUUCGUGGAGAAUUUGCCAGAACAAGAUCCGGAAUCAAAUGAUUGUGGAGUCUAUGUAUGUGCAUUUGCUGAAUAUAUCAGCCAAGGCAUCUUGGAAAUCCCAAAGGACGAGUUCGAUCAUCAUCUUCACCGUAGUAGGUAUGGUGCCCUACUGUGGGAUUAUGCAAGGAUGCUGGAGCUAUUAGUGAGUGUGAAGCCCACCGGAUUGGUUACCGAAAUUAGGUGGGCCAAGAAUUCGCAAGGAACCGGGGCAUACUUUUAG
Messenger RNA from Lycium ferocissimum, 571 nucleotides. RefSeq lists its product as uncharacterized. The coding region runs from base 197 to 571 and encodes 124 amino acids. NCBI's taxonomy places the organism in Eukaryota, Viridiplantae, Streptophyta, Magnoliopsida, Solanales, Solanaceae. Gene Ontology annotation, biological process: proteolysis. The record is from RefSeq and is a predicted model, not a curated record. The transcript has 3 exons. Gene Ontology annotation, molecular function: cysteine-type peptidase activity.